AUGUGUGGCAUCACUUGUGCGGUUGCAUUGCGGGGUCAUGGACCGUUAGCGAGGGAACGUGGGGAUUUGAGCAAAACACUAGAGAAGAGUCUGGAUACUAUCAAACAUCGUGGGCCCGAUGCAGAAGGCCACUGGAUUAGUGAAGAUUGUCGCGUGGCUCUUGCCCACAAUCGACUAGCGAUCGUCGACUUAAACCCGGAAGGCGAACAGCCAUUCCACGAUGCGGGUGGUAUUAUUCACGCUGUAGUGAACGGCGAGCUGUAUGGUUACGAAGAAACCCGAAAUCGCCUCAGUCGCGAGGGCUACAAGUUCAAGAGCCAGUCGGACUCUGAGAUUGCACUGGCGCUAUACAAGAAGCAUGGCCUUUCGUUCCUGUCGCAUCUACGCGGGGAGUUCUCAUUGUGUCUAUACGAUUCCGAGGCUCAGGUCUUCAUUGCCGCAUGCGACCGGUAUGCCAUCAAGCCUAUGUACUAUACAGUGCUAGAUGGCAAACUGCUGAUCGCUUCCGAGAUGAAGGCGUUCCUUCCUUUUGGGUGGCAACCCGAGUGGGACGUGCAAAGUAUCAAAGACGUGGGCUGGUUGUGCGAUGGAAGAACUAUCUUUCAAGGUGUUUCAAAGAUAUUGCCUGGACAUUACCUGGUGUGUAGAUCCUUUGGUACGAUUUCACAGGACAAGUAUUGGGAUGUCGACUACAAAGAUAAGCGUGAGCUUGAAACAAGAAGCGAAGAUGAGAUGAUACAAGGCGUGCGAAAGCAUCUCCUUGACGCCGUGCGAGACCGCCUCCGUGCAGAUGUGCCAAUUGGUGUCUUUCUCAGUGGCGGCAUCGACUCAAGCGCAAUAGCAGGAAUGGUGAAGCAUCUAAUGGACACGGAAGGUGCUCAGCUUGGUACUGCUCCAGCUUCAGAAAGGAUCAACUGCUUCAGUGUCAAGUUCAUUGGUGAAGAACACGACGAAGAGCCGAUCGCGCGUCGCACUGCGGAAUGGCUUGGGGUCAAGAUGCACCACUGCGAGAUGACCGAGGAUAACUUUGCCGCCAAUAUCGAGGACGCAGUCUGGCACAAUGAGGCCGCAGUGACUGAUCUGGGCACCGUCGGCAAAUUCUUGCUCUCAAAGCUUACCAGUGACGAAGGCAUCAAGGUUGUCCUUACAGGGGAGGGAUCAGAUGAACACUUCGCCGGGUAUAGGGAGUUACUUACAGACUUCGUUCGCGAGCCUGACCUUGCAUGGCAGAAUUCCGGUCUCCCUGAAGAAGAGCGCCGAGCAACAUUUGAAGGGUUAGAGGGCUCAGAGACCUCAGGUCCAAAGGAGCUCGCGACCUCGGCUGCAGUUCGUGCCCAAGUAAACAACACUUCUUUCCUUGGCUUCACGCAGACCGCAUCACUCCGAGAUUCGCUCUUUAUGCCUUGGGUAUUCAACGAGUUUGGAACAAGCGACAAACGUCUCACCGCUGUGAACGCUAUCGAUGGUCGAACGCGCGAGCUGAUGGCCAACAAGUGGCAUCCACUUCACACGUCUCUGUACAUCUGGACAAAGUCAUCUCUCGCAAACGGUCUUCUCACCGUAUUAGGCGACCGUUGCGAGAUGGCUCACAGUGUCGAAGGACGUCAACCAUUCCUCGAUCACCGCCUCACUGAAUAUGCUAUGAAACUUCCACCCUCCGUAAAGCUGCACUAUGACCCUACCAGUCGCAGCUUCAGUGAGAAAUGGAUUCUCAAAGAAGCUAUGAAGCCAUUCAUCACAACUGAGCUGUACACCCGCAAGAAGCAUCCUUUCUCAGCUCCAGUAAAGUACAAGCCCGAUGGGCCGGUACAUAAGCUGUUCCAGAGACUGAUCACGAAAGAGAACGUCGAGGCACUGGGCUUUCUGGAGUGGGACAAGUGCAAAGAUUUGUUGCACGAUGCAAUAUACGAUGGAGACAGACCGAAGUGGAGUCAAAUGAUCCUCGCUGGUCAGUUUGUGAUUUUGAGUAAGAAAUUUGGAGUGAGGACCGCAGCACCAGAGUUUGCCAGUCUGGAGAUGAAUGGAGUUGCGAAAUAG
Molecule: messenger RNA, 2037 nt
Organism: Alternaria atra
Lineage: Eukaryota; Fungi; Ascomycota; Dothideomycetes; Pleosporales; Pleosporaceae
Exons: 4
Coding region: 1-2037 (678 amino acids)
Cellular component (GO): cytosol
Molecular function (GO): asparagine synthase (glutamine-hydrolyzing) activity
Source: RefSeq, a predicted model, not a curated record